AUGUGUCUCAGCACUCUCCGGCUGAAGCCGAGUCUGAGCAGGACCUCCCUGGGGAAGGUGUCCUCCUGGCCUUUCUUGGUCUCCGUGGUCGUCUUCUCCCUGGAGUCGUUGGCUGCAGUGUUGCAGAGUGGCUUUGGGGUUGCUGUGCUUGGCAGGGAGUGGGUGCGGCGCCAGACACUGCCCGCAGGCGAUGGGACUGUGGCCUUCUUGGCCACCUCCCACUUUGGCCUGCAUGGGGUGGCCCUCCUGAACAACCUCCUGGCCUCCCUUGAGUUUUGGGAGCUGCAUGGGGGCGUGGUUCCGGGACUUCCGGUGGUGGAUGAGAGCGCCAUGGUCUUGGAUAUCGUUUCAUUCCCUCUGUGCCUGGAGGCCGUGGUGAGCAACGGCUUGAUCGCUGCGGCACUGGGCGUGCAGUGGCUGCUACGGAGAGCACUGUCACCUUGUGAUAAGUUACUGAUCAGCCUGGGGGCGUCCUGCUUCUGUCUGCAGUGGGUGGUGAUCGGUGAAGAAUUUGUUUUCCUGUGUCCAAAGGCCACCCCGUCCAACCCUGUACUCCAGUUCCUAGCCUUCCAAUGGGACUUCUUCAGUGCUGCCACCUUCUGGUUUUCCAGCUGGCUCAGUGUCUUCUACUGCGUGAAAAUUGCAACCCUAACUCACCUGCUCUUCCUCCGGCUCAAGUGGAAGGUGUCUGGGCUGGUUCCAUGGAUGCUGCUCAGCUCUGUGGGGCUCUCCACGUUGAGCACCAUCUUAUUUUUCAUAGGCAACCAACGCAUCUAUCAGAAGUACUUCAGGGGAGGUCUGCAGUCUCAGAAUGUCACUGGGGACGCUAUUAGGAGAACAUACGAGAAAUUCUAUUUCUUCCCUCUAAAAAUUGUUGCCUGGACAGUCCCUGCUGUUGCCUUCCUCUCUGGCAUGGUUUUGCUGAUCACAUCUCUGGGAAGGCACGCCAGGAGGACCUUCCUGCCCAUCUCGGGCUCUCACGACCCCAGUGCCCAGGCGCACAUCAAGGCUCUCCUCAUCCUCGUGUCCUUCGCCAUUCUCCUCACCUCCUCUUUUCUGUCACUGGUGCUCAGCGCUGCAGGUGUUUUCCCAUCUCGGGAACUGAAGUGGAGGGUGGUGGCUUAUCUGUGCACAGCGGUCCACCCCGUCAUCCUGCUGGGGAGCAACCCCAGGCCGAGAGCCACGCUGGGGAGGGGCCACUCCUGA
Phyllostomus hastatus (greater spear-nosed bat) is the source of this 1206-nucleotide messenger RNA. RefSeq names its product taste 2 receptor member 60 (gene TAS2R60). The record is from RefSeq and is a predicted model, not a curated record. Gene Ontology annotation, biological process: G protein-coupled receptor signaling pathway; detection of chemical stimulus involved in sensory perception of bitter taste; sensory perception of taste. Gene Ontology annotation, cellular component: membrane. Gene Ontology annotation, molecular function: bitter taste receptor activity; G protein-coupled receptor activity. NCBI's taxonomy places the organism in Eukaryota, Metazoa, Chordata, Mammalia, Chiroptera, Phyllostomidae.